Messenger RNA from Mobula hypostoma (lesser devil ray), 6393 nucleotides. RefSeq names its product A disintegrin and metalloproteinase with thrombospondin motifs 2-like. Gene Ontology annotation, cellular component: extracellular matrix. Gene Ontology annotation, molecular function: metalloendopeptidase activity. The coding region runs from base 563 to 4108 and encodes 1181 amino acids. The transcript is spliced from 22 exons. NCBI's taxonomy places the organism in Eukaryota, Metazoa, Chordata, Chondrichthyes, Myliobatiformes, Myliobatidae. Gene Ontology annotation, biological process: extracellular matrix organization; proteolysis. The record is from RefSeq and is a predicted model, not a curated record.
AGUCUUGUGAGGGUUUUGAUGGUUUUCACCGGGCAUUUUUCAUUUCUGUAUUUGAUGUCUUGGGCGAGCCUCUAGAUUUCGGAUUUGUGCGGUAAUGUAGCGUUCUGUAAUUCUUUGCAGCUUUUGGAUGAGGUGCUAUUGGAACCUAGAGGGAGCCAUUGCUCAGUAAUCGGAAUGCAAAAGAAACGGAAUGAUCAACUUCUAACACAGGAUCAUCUCAAUCUUGCGCUCCCUCCUUCGCAAGAUCCACUUGUACACGUGGUGAAACUAAACAGUCUCCUCCCGCAAGUUUCUUUCUUCUGUGCAGUGGCAACGUUCUGCCAAUCACAGUGACUUCAUGAAAUACGUCCCGUGUUUUCAAUAAUUUUCCCAACCUCCUGGCCCCUGGUUCGCUGUCUCCGAUUCAGUGACACGAAGUGAGGACCAGCUGAGUAAGGCAGUGAGCAGCGCUGUCCGCACCUUCCCUGGCAGCCCCGAUGCGCUGGCACAACGCAAAGCCGCAGUCCACAGUAGCCGCUUAACUUUAAAGCGAAAACCGGACAAGUUUCUGACACUUUGUGCAAUGGAUUACUUCCGUGGAACAUUUUACUUUGUCUUUAUAUUCUUUAUUCGAGCUGAAGGCCUUUAUGUAGCCCCGCGUGCAGAGUUACUUCAGAAGAAAUUAACGAGCUACGAGUUGGUGAUUCCACGCAGCUCAGAUGUUCAGGGCAGGUUUCUGUCCCUCGCUGUGUCAGCAUCUGGCAAAAGACGUUGGAAACGGCAUAGCGGGAGUUCUCAGCAAGCUCCAGCUGACGGACAGUUGUACUAUAAUGUCACUGUGUUCGGGCAGAAAUUUCACCUCCGGCUGAAGCUGAAUUCGAAGCUGGUGGCACCUGGGGCGACAGUGGAGUGGCAAGACACCAAUGUCACUCGCAAGGAGCCUCUGCGUGGGGACUGCGUUUACUCCGGCGAUAUCGCUGAUAUACCGGGGACUUCGGUCGCCAUCAGCAACUGCGAUGGGCUGGCUGGCAUGAUUCGGACAGACAAGGAUGAAUUCUUUAUUGAACCACUAGAGAGAAACAAAGUGGAGGAGGAGGAAGAAAAUGGGAGAGUUCAUGUGGUAUAUCGGAGGUCAGCUACCAAAAAACCACUUCCUGCAUCAAUCAAUGAUGUCCUUUUAAAAGACCCUGAGCUGAGUGGACUGCGUGAUCUUGAAGCCUUACACAAAGGUGUUGAGCAACAGGUGAACAGAACCAAGCGGGUGCGAAGACAUGAUAGAGAUGAUGACUAUAACAUCGAAGUUCUUCUUGGAGUUGAUGACACAGUGGUGCGAUUCCAUGACAAGGACCACGUGCAGGAGUAUCUCCUGACCCUAAUGAAUAUAGUUAAUGAGAUUUACCAUGAUGAGUCUCUGGGAGCACAUGUCAAUGUUGUGGUGGUGAGAAUGAUCAUGCUGGGUUAUGAAAAGUCCGUUAGCCUGAUUGAAGUUGGAAAUCCCUCUCAAAGUCUGGAGAAUGUGUGCAGAUGGGCCUAUUCCCAGCGGAAGUCUGAUAUAAGUCACGCAGAAUAUCAUGACCACGCUAUCUAUCUAACAAGGCAAGAUUUCGGUCCAUCGGGAAUGCAAGGUUAUGCUCCAGUUACAGGUAUGUGCCAUCCAGUGCGAAGUUGCACACUGAAUCAUGAGGAUGGCUUUUCAUCUGCAUUUGUAAUUGCUCACGAGACUGGACAUGUGUUGGGCAUGGAACAUGAUGGCCAAGGGAAUCAUUGUGGAGAUGAGAUCAAAAUGGGAAGUAUCAUGGCACCCUUGGUUCAAGCUGCAUUUCAUCGAUUCCAUUGGUCACGGUGUAGUCAACAGGAACUGAGCCGAUACCUACAUUCCUACGACUGUCUUCGUGACAAUCCAUUUGAACAUGAUUGGCCUUUGCUUCCACAACUUCCUGGCAUUAACUACUCUAUGAAUGAACAAUGUCGUUUUGACUUUGGAGUGGGCUAUAUGAUGUGCACAGCAUUCCGCACCUUUGACCCCUGCAAGCAGCUGUGGUGCAGCCAUCCUGAUAAUCCAUACUUCUGCAAAACUAAGAAAGGACCUCCGUUAGAUGGGACAAUGUGUGCUCUUGGCAAGCAUUGCUUUAAAGGUCACUGCAUUUGGCUAACUCCCGACAUACUACGGCAUGAUGGAAAUUGGGGGUCAUGGAGCCGUUUUGGCUCUUGCUCUCGAACCUGUGGAAUUGGUGUCCGUUUCCGCACCCGACAGUGUGAUAACCCAUUACCUUCCAAUGGCGGCCGAGAGUGCUCAGGAUCGAGCUAUGAGUAUCAACUUUGUAAUACAGAAGACUGCCCAGAGCAUUUUGAAGACUUUAGAGAACAACAGUGCCGGCAACAAAAUAACAACUUUGAAUAUAACAACUACAAGCAUGAAUGGUUGCCACACGAGCACCGCAACCCCAAACAGAGGUGCUUCCUCACCUGUGAAUCUAAAGAAACUCGGGAAGUUGUCUACAUGAAGAAAAUGGUGCGCGAUGGAACUCGCUGUUCCUACAGUAAUCGCUAUGACAUUUGUGUUCGAGGUGCUUGUGUGAAAGUGGGCUGUGAUAAAGUGCUGGGUUCCAAUAAACAGGAAGACAAGUGUGGAGUAUGCGGUGGAGAUAAUUCUCACUGCAAAGUCAUCAAGGGAACUUUCUCUAGAGCGGUGAAGAAAUCAGGUUAUCUGAAGAUGUUUGAAAUUCCAGCUGGAGCAAGUCACCUGUCUAUUCAGGAGCUAAGUGCAUCUCCUCAUUUCAUUGCAAUCAAGAACCAAGCCACAGGAUAUUUUAUAUUGAAUGGGGAGAACGAUAUUCCUGAUUCUAAAACCUUCAUUGAAAUGGGAAUAAUUUGGGAGUAUUCCAAUGAUGAUGACAAGGAGUCUUUACAAACUGUUGGACCCCUCCGUGAUGGAAUAGUAGUGCUGGCAAAGCCUGUUGGUGAUACCAAACCAUCUCUGACUUAUAAAUACACAAUUCAUGAGGACUACUUGGCCACUAUGACUAAUGAAGUUUUACAAGAAGAUAUGGCUACAUUUGAAUGGGCUUUGAAGAGAUGGUCCCAGUGUUCCAAACAUUGUGGAGGAGGUUCUCAGUUUACGCGAUAUGGCUGUCGCAGGAAGGCUGACUCCAAGAUGAUUCACCGAAGUUUCUGUGAUGCAAGUAAAAAGCCAAAGCCAAUCCGUAGGAUGUGCAACCUGCAUGAGUGCUCGCAGCCCGUGUGGAUUACAGGGCAGUGGGAGGCAUGUACCAAAACCUGUGGCAAGUCUGGGUAUCAAAUCCGUACUGUGCGAUGCGUUCAACCACUUCACGAUGGAACCAAUCGCUCGGUGCACAGCAAAUAUUGCAAUGGGGAUCGGCCUGAGACUAGAAAACCCUGUAAUCGAGAGCUUUGUCCUGCACAGUGGAGUAUAGGGGCUUGGUCACAGUGCUCAGUAACUUGUGGAAAUGGAAUACAAGAGAGACUGGCCGUAUGUCGGACAAGGGACAAUAUAGUCGCACAGUGUGAAGAAGAAAAGCCAGAUACCAUACGCAUAUGUAGAAUGCCAGCAUGUCAUAAAAACUCCUCUCAGCAAACUUCCUCCAAAAGAAAGUCUGGAAUCCAAUGGCUCUCACGACCAGAUCCACAAUAUCCUAUUCAAAAAGUUUCGACAAAAACAAAAUGUCAUGGGGACAAGUCAAUUUUCUGCCGUAUGGAUGCACUUUUCCGCUAUUGCUCUAUUCCUGGCUACAACAAGCUUUGUUGCAAGUCCUGCAAUUCACUGUCUCAACAGAUUACAAAUAAGGCCAAUAUUACUGAUUCCCUGAAGCGAGCUAUACCAACCACGUUACCCGAGACCACAAGAAUGCCGAGGGUUGUUACCUCUCACAAAUUAAAUACAACACGAGACAGUCCUGAGAAAAAUGCAGUUGGGCAGAUGCACAAGGGAAAAAGUGGUAACAGUAAAACUCCGAGACACAAAAUUAUAAUUCCAAGACGACCAAAUAUAGUCAGCAACCAUAGACUCCAGUUUCUGCUUGACCAGAAAAUAAAGGAAAUGCUGAACAAUUCCUCGGACAAAGAUGUUUUACCUGUAAAGGACAACAGCUUACCUCAUGUGGAGAUUUGAGCAUGGAUCAUUUGGAAUGAAAAACAAAGGAAAAUGUCAUAAAGUGGCUCAUCCACGAUAUGACCAGAAACUGGACUGGAAAUAAAUGGCAGACUGUAUUCAUCAAUACAUUUCUAAUGCAAACACUUCUAACUUUAGUAAUCUCUCUUGUAAAAUGGAGCACGAAGCAUAUGCCCCACAGCUUUGCCAAGCAGCAAACACAAUACAACACAUACAGAACAAGUGCACAUCCCCGUGUGCCCUCUCAUCCUCCCAAUAACACAUACAAAAUCUUCAUUACUUUCUUUUAAAAAAAUACUGGCCGAGUAUUCUCACUGCCGACCUCUUCAUUGUAGCUUGUUUUUGCAUUACAAUUUUUGGAAAUUGCAGUAAAUUUCCUGAUUAAUGGUGCUUUAGUUUUUUUUAAACCUACGUUUUGUUUUACUGGCACAUAAGAUGGGUGGUCCUGUGUCUUUUGUACCCAGCAGGAACAUCUCUGAUUCUGGUUCAAAUUGUGACUAUGAGAACAUAUGAAGUAAAAAAGAUACAUGUUAUAUUGUAAACAUUGAUGGCAUAUGUGCAGAGUAUCCUUUUGGUGCAGAAUUUUUUAGAAUUCCUAACUUUCAAAAUAUAUGGUGCUAAAAUUAUGUAAAUUUCUCAAUCUGAACAAAUUGAAGAACAUGAUAAAUAUGUAAAAAAUCCAUGAUAUUUAUACAUGGAUGCUUUUACAUAAUAAUUUGCACUACUUCCUACAUAAUACUAAAUAUUUUUGGUAUAAAUAGGUUAUUCCAAUAAGCUAUAGCACCCUACUGAGAGACGAAAGCAGAAAGGCAAUUCUGCUGUAACUAUUAUAAUUAGCAUAUUUUCAUACAAAUAAAAAUUUCUAAUUUGAAUUUGCCCACAAAGAUCACAAAGUUAAUCUGCAUUUUCAGCCUUUCCUCCAUUUAGCUUCACAGAGCUGAUAAUAUGCUAACACUUCUCCUAUUCUAAUGAAGAGAAACUAGAUUUCAGUAAUUAGAAAACAGUUACACAAUUUAUUUCUUUUUUUUUUAUAAAUCAGUGUGAACAUUUCUUCUGGCUAUAGUCAAAAGCAUCUUAUCAAUUUCGUUGCAAACACAAAAUAGUCUGCAGAUGCUGGAAAUCCAAAGCAAUACACACAAAAUGCUGGAGGAAUUCAGCAGGUCAGACAGUAUCUGUGGAAAAGAGUAAGCAGUCGAUAUUUCAGGUUGAGACCCUUCUUCAGGACUAAUUUAGUUAUCUGAUUAGCCAUACCCUCCAUAGGCUAAAAGCCGCAUUAGAUCUCUCUAGGUUACUCAUACUUUUGUGGUAUUGUCACUGCUUCUAAACUGGUUUCAGAACAAAAUGAUCAUUAUCAGAAAACAAAAAAAAACAUAUUUUCCUUAGCUUUGUUCCUCUGCUAGGCUAUUAUUUGAAAAUCAAUUAAGUCACAUGGUAGAUGAAGAAAAAUUAUAACCAUCUGUAUUCUACAUUUAAUUUGUAUUCUUAUGAAAACAAAUUUAAUGUCAGAGUAAAAAUGGUGAAUACAGGUUAAUAAACCUCCUAAAAAAAACAACUAAGAUAAUUAUCCAAAUUUUCCAGGAGUUCAGGAGCAUUGAGCAGCCACGGGAUUUUACUAAACAGAUAUGAUAUGCUAAGAUUUUCCAAAAUUUGGGUCUGUAUUUCUGGAUGAGACUCUGCAUUAGAACACAAGACACACUUGAAAAUAAACCCAUUUUUGUCUGAAAUAUACUGAUUGCACAUAUAUUUACUGCAUGGUGGUGUCUUAAGUGCUUUUCUGUAGUUCAAAGCAGCAUGAAUGACAGAUUGGACUGGAAAAACAGAAAUUCCUCACAAUUCACUUCAAAAAUAGGCGUAUUCUAAACUGAAUCCGGUCUCUCUUCAAUCACUCACUGAAAUCCAUUGGUCUAAUCAGCUUCAUAAAAUGCCAUUUCUGACUAUUUCAUGGGUUACACAAUAAUAUUUUCUUAACCCUCGGAUUCCCGAUAGAAAAAGAACUUGACAAACUGAGUAUGUCAUAUCUUUAACAGAUAAAUGUUCUGUUGCAUACUCAAUGCAGAUGUUGUACUCUAAAAAGUAAAAGCGCUUUAUAAGUUGUGCUUUAUUGUGCUUCUUUGCAAUGUUAACUUUCUCAUUAACUACUGGCCUUUACACUGUAUGUAUGAACAGCAUCACCUGCACCAAUUACACUUGCAAUUACUACAGCAGCCCCACUGAAGAGUCUCUUUUGUACAUUAUUUGUAUAUAAGAGUUAGAAUCUUUAUUUUAAUAUUUAUUAAACUUGAACG